Messenger RNA from Didymodactylos carnosus, 3744 nucleotides. Lineage: Eukaryota; Metazoa; Rotifera; Eurotatoria; Philodinida; Philodinidae. The record is from the annotation of a GenBank genome assembly.
AUGUAUGCUAAAGAGGAAAAACCUGUAUCAGAUUGUCAUCACAGUGUUAUUUCUGGUUAUAAUGGAACUAUUUUCGCUUAUGGACAGACCGGAAGCGGGAAAACAUUUACGGUUACAGGUGGACCUGAACGAUUCGCCGAUAGGGGUAUUAUACCACGAUGUCUUUCAUAUAUCUUUCAAGAAUUUGGAAAACAAACUGAUCAAUCACACACUGUUCAUGUUUCUUAUUUGGAAAUUUAUAACGAAAAUGGUUACGAUUUAUUAGACCCAAAACAUGAAGCAUCAAGACUAGAAGAUCUUCCAAAAGUUCUCUUAAUGGAAGACGAAGAUCAAAAUAUGCAUUUGAAAAAUUUAUCAAUUCAUCCAGCACAAAAUGAAGAAGAAGCAUUAAAUUUAUUGUUCUUAGGUGAUACAAAUCGAAUGAUUGCGGAGACACCAAUGAAUCAAGCAUCAACACGUUCUCAUUGUAUAUUUACAAUUCAUGUAACAAGUAAAGAAAUUGGUUCAGCCUCAAUUCGAAAAGCAAAAUUACAUCUCGUCGAUCUUGCUGGUUCUGAACGAGUAUCAAAGUCUAAUCCGAAUGGAUUAUUAUUAACAGAAGCUAAAUAUAUCAAUUUAUCUUUACAUUAUCUUGAACAGGUAAUUGUUGCAUUGUCUGAAAAAAAUCGUCAACAUAUUCCAUACAGAAAUUCAAUGAUGACAUCAGUGUUGAGGGAUAGUCUGGGUGGAAAUUGUAUGACAACGAUGAUCGCCAAUUGUUCGGUUGAUAAACGAAAUAUCGAGGAAACAAUUUCAACAUGUCGUUUUUCACAACGUGUUGCAUUAAUCAAAAAUGAUGCUAUACUUAAUGAAGAAUUAGAUCCACGAGUAUUAAUUCAACAAUUACGUGCUGAAAAUAUGCAACUUAAAAAUCAGAUUACAAUGCAUACCGGAGAGCAAAGCAACGAACCUUUAACAUCGGAUAUAAUUGAGAAAUUAUUUGAACAAGUUAAAAUAUAUCUUGCUGAUCAUGAUCCUGAGGCAACAUUGAACGUAGGCGCUGAUAUGAGAAGAAUUGAUCAAUGUUUUCGUGCAUUCAAAAAGUUAUACGGUGAAGCUCAACAACAACAGAUGAAAAUGACAAAGAUGGCAGAACCAAUUUAUAUUACACACGAUAUUUCACCCUAUGACAGCAAAGAAGUUAAAGAUUUAAAAGAAAUAAUUAAACUGAGAGACAAUGAAAUUAAUAUCCUUUUCUUGUUUGAAUUCUUUUUUCUUGUUAUAUACAUAGAUUAUUUCUGUUUUCUUAACUAUAAUAUACGUAUUUUGGUGAAUAUGCUUAAAAAAUCGAAAAAAAGUUCAAAUGGAACAAAUGUUCGUGAUUCUGUCAAUGAUAGUAUGGUUGUUGGUCAUGAAAAUUCAUUUAUUGAUGAAAAAGGAAAAGGUCGUGCUUGGAAUAAUUUAAAAAACAUGUCAGUUGGACGUCAAGAAGCAUUUGAACAUUUUCGUCGUGAAUAUCCAUUAAAUCAACAAUUAGAAGAUCAUAAAAGAAUUUUGAAACAACGUUAUACUGAAGCAAAAACUCUUGGAGAAGAUAUUAAUCAGUGUCGUAAUCGAAUAAAUCAUUUGAAAGGAAAAUAUGAACAAUUACAUUUACGUUUAACUGCCGAAUCUCCAAAUGACGUUGAGAAAAAUCGUGACCUAAAUGAAUUGAGAAUAACAAUGGAAAAAGAGCAAGUCAGAUAUCGUGAAUGUUUUAAUCGUUUAAAAAGUAUGAAACAAGAAAUUGAACAUAUUCAACAUGUCAUUGAAAAAGAUCGUUUGAAAAUGCUAAAAGAUUUUGAUGGUUGGUGGGAACAAGAAUCGGAAAAUGCUGAAAAACAACGAGAAUUGCUUGAUAUGGAACCAACAAAACAAGUGUCACUCAAUACGCAAACAUCCUCAACUUCGAAAAAUGUGGUUCAUCAUAGUAAUUCAAAUUCAGCGAUGACGUACGAUGUUGAUUCUCGACAAUCAACACCACAAGGUCGGCAACAACGAUCAACAUCGUUUCAAUCCGACUAUUCUAAUCGUUUAAAUAGUGCUCAGGAAAAACGUUAUAAUUUGCCAUUAACCGGUGAUAAGCAAACAGAUGAGGAUAUCAUGGCGUUUGCCAAUGCAAGACAAAAAAUAUUAACACAAGUUAAAGUUGGUAAUCCCAAUGAUAUCAGUAACAAUUCAGAAACUAUUUAUAAUCGUUUUAAUCGCUCUCAUACUCAUAUUCCAUCGAUCGAUGAUGAAAUAAUACCAUUAAAUGAUCAGCAUCUUCAAUCCGAUACUCAUACUCGACGCUUUCAUAAUACAUUUCAAGCUCAAAUAUAUAAUUUUCUCGAACGUCCAUGUGGUAUUAUAUGUUUUCUCUAUCAUUUUUCUGUGUUUGUUAUUGUUAUUGCUUGUCUAGUCUAUAGUUCAAUAUUAACUGUGCAUGUUCAAGAAAGUAAUGAAAUUUUAUUUUGGAUUGAACUUGUUUUGUUCAACUUAUUUUUAUCCGAAUAUAUUAUUCGAAUAUGGUCAGCUGGUUGUCGUUCGAAAUAUCGUGGUAGAAAAGGACGUCUACUAUUUAUGAGAAAAGCAAUGUGUAUGGUAGAUUUAUUUGUUAUUAUUGGUUAUGCUAUAUUGUUGUGUAUAGGAAUGUUUAAAGCAGAAUUUAGUUCACAAUUAUUACGUUAUGUGAGAAUAUUACAAAUAUUGAGAUUUUUACAUGUUGAUAGACGUUUGACAUCAUGGAGAUUAUUAGGAUCGGUUGUCUAUGAUCAUCGUUAUGAACUAGUAGCCACAUUAUAUUUCUGUUUCAUAUUUCUAAUUGUGGUCGCAUAUUUAAUAUGGCUAGUGGAGAAAGAUGAAACGAAAGAUGCCGCUGAUGAUGUGUUUCAUAGUUUUGCGGAUACUCUUUGGUGGGCUAUUAUUACCAUGGCAACCAUCGGAUAUGGUGAUAAAUGUCCCCGAACACAUAUUGGAAAAAUGAUAACAUCUUGUUUAUGUAUAUGCGGUGUAGCAUUCUGGACUUUACCAUCAGGUAUAAUUGGAUCCGGUUUUGCGUUGAAAGUUGAACAAAAAAAGCGUGAAAAACAAUUUAAUCGACUUGUACCAGCUGCUGCUGGUCUUAUACAAAAUUGGUGGCGCAUGGUUGCCUCUCGACAUCCAAUUUUAACAGCAACAUGGUGUAUUUAUAGUGUAGAAACAAAACGCUUUAAUCGAAAUCGUCAUAUUGAAUCAAAUAUGGUUAUCAAUUUAUCGAGAACAAUGGGUGCUUCAUCAAAUAUUAAUAAUAAUAUUAAAAAACUCGGUUCAUGGAGAAAAGUUGAAAACCAGGAUGAUUUAGAACCAUCACAACGAACAGCUAUUCGCAUUUUACGUAUAAUUAAAUUUCAUGCUGCUAAACGAAAAUUUCAACAAGCUCAUAAGCCGUAUGAUUUCAAAGAUAUUAUGGAUGAAAAUGCGCAGGGUAAUUUGAAAGUGAUGUAUACUCUAGCUGAAAUUCAACGACGUCUUGAUCAAACAUUGGGUUUACCAAAAUCAUAUCCACUUGCUUUGACGGAUAAAGAACGUGAACAAUUGACAUUAAAUGCAAAAGUACAACGAUUAGAAACAAAAUUGGCUACACUAGAAAAACAAACAUCGCGAGUUAUUUCACUAUUAGAAGAUUUACAUCGUGACACAACAAAUAUCAACUGUCAAUCGAUACAGCGAGAAGCAACAAUAUCAGAGAUGACUGAUACAUCGUAA